CCGGGGAAAAAAAUCAUUCAGAUCCAAAGAAAAAGAUGAAGUUUGGAAGAGAAUUUGAAACGCAGAUGAUCCAAGAAUGGAAAGAAGCCUACAUGGAUUAUCGUUCUCUUAAAUCAAUAGUUAAACAAAUCCUUCGUUAUCGCCUACAAAAACAACAACGUCCUCCUGCUACUCCUCCUCCUCCUCCCAACGGAGACACGGUACCGCUCAAAACAGACAACGGAGGAGGCGGAACGGGCGCAGCAGGAUUAUCGAGAAGAAUCUCUCUUUACCGCGCAUUUAGCGGUCUAACAAACCGAGCUUCUCGUUCUCCGAAAAAAUCACAUAAACAUCAUAAUCCUUUAAGCAGCAAACGCCAUCAUCAUCAUCAUUAUCAUCUCUUUGACGACGACGAGGAACAAGUCAUUUUGAUCAAUGAAGACGAGACAUCGAGUUAUACAACGACGUUUCUUAGCUCGGCAGAGGAAGGAGGGGAGAUGGAGGUUCAGUUUUUUCGGCGACUCGAUGGAGAAUUCAACAAAGUUUUGAGAUUUUAUAAGCAAAAGGUUGAAAAUGUUAUGGAGGAAGCUGAUGAGCUUAGCAGACAAUUAAAUGUUUUGAUUGCUCUUAGAGUUAAAGUUGAGAAUCCUAAUGUUCAUCUUCCUCCAGACCUUAAUAGCGUCGCGAGCGCUCCUGCUUCUCCUCAUACAACAAUGAGGACUCCAGCCCCUUCACCAAUGGAUGUGAUCAGAGAAAUGGAACAAACAGAAGAUAAGAAAGUAUUUAAACCUGCUCCAGUAGAAAUGUUGGAUCAUAUAAAGCUCAAGAUCGAGCCCGAAACUCCAUUGUCAACUCUUAAAUUGAUGAUUCUCGGUCUCCCAAGUGAGCAAACCUUCAGCAAACCCGAGCUUAAGAGAGCCGAGGAGCUUAUGAACCGCGCUUUUGUUGAGUUCUAUCAGAAGCUUAGCUUCUUGAAUCAAUUAGCGUUUGCUAAGAUACUAAAGAAGUAUGACAAGACUACUUCGAGGAAUGCAUCAAAGCCUUAUCUAAAUACAGUGGAUCAUUCAUAUUUGGGUAGCUGUGAUGAGGUCUCGAGGCUCAUGUCGAGAGUGGAAGCGACGUUUAUUAAGCAUUUCGCCAAUGGAAAUCACCGAGAAGGAAUGAAAUGUUUAAGGCCUAAAACUAAGAGGGAGAAACAUAGAAUCACAUACUUCCUUGGCUUCUUUUCCGGUUGCGCUGUGGCUCUCGCCAUUGCAAUAACGGUUCUUGUACAUAUUAGAGGCUUAACAAAAAGUGAGGGCCGGCAUCAGUACAUGGAGAACAUUUUCCCUCUUUACAGCUUGUUCGGGUUUGUUGCGGUUCAUUUGUUUAUGUAUGCAGCAGAUAUAUAUUUCUGGAGUCGAUACCGAGUAAAUUACCCAUUUAUUUUCGGGUUUGAGCAAGGGAAUGAUCUUGGUUAUAGAGAAGUUCUUUUGGUAGGCUCUGGUCUAGCAGUUUUAACAUUCGGAGGAGUCAUCUCGAAUCUCGACAUGGAAAUGGAUCCGCGAACAAAAAGUUUCAGUGUCAUCACGGAGCUCGUUCCUUUAGCUCUUUUAGUCUGCUUGAUGAUGGCGCUGUUCUGUCCAUUCAAUAUAAUAUAUCGCUCCAGCCGAUAUUUCUUCGUUGGAAGCGUCUUUCGUUGUCUUUUAAGUCCUCUAUACAAGGUUAUUCUUCCGGACUUCUUCCUCGCAGAUCAAUUGACAAGUCAGGUCCAAACAUUCAGAAGCUUAUUGUUUUAUGUUUGCUACUAUGGAUGGGGCGGAGAUUUUAAGAAACGAACACACACAUGCUAUGAUAGUGAGAUUUACAAAGAACUCUACCUUGUCGUUGCCAUUAUUCCUUACUGGUUCCGCUUCGCUCAGUCUAUUAGGAGGUUGGUCGAGGAGAAAGACAAAAUGCACGGCCUUAACGCGCUGAAGUAUCUGUCGACUAUAUUGGCGGUUGCGGCUAGGACAAUUUUUGAGAUGAAGAGGGGGACGUACUGGCUCACGGUGGCUGUAACCACUUCAAGCAUUGCCACGAUGUUCAAUACUUAUUGGGACAUUUUCAAGGACUGGGGUCUCAUGAACCGCAACUCCAAGAACCCGUGGCUUCGUGACAAACUCUUAGUCCCUUACAAAAGCAUCUACUUCAUUGUCAUGGUGGUGAAUGUAGUGCUGAGGCUGGCAUGGAUGCAGACGGUUCUUGGGAUUAAAGAAGCUCCAUUUUUGCACAAAAGAGCUUUGGUUGCUGUUGUUGCAAGUUUAGAGAUUGUUCGUCGUGGCAUUUGGAACUUUUUCAGGUUGGAGAAUGAGCAUUUGAACAAUGUGGGGAAAUAUAGAGCCUUUAAGUCUGUACCUUUACCUUUUCAAGAACUUGGAGGAAUCCCUAUCUUGGUCAUGGUGGCACAAGCGCUCCUUAUGCGCAGUGUUUCGUCCUUGAACAUGAACAAUGCGUACGUGGAACACAAAUGCUCUGCCAAUCAAGGGGAAUACAAGCCUGGAAGCCACUAUAAGAAAGUCCUCGAUUCUGGCAUCCAAGAAUUGUCGAAAGAUCAGGAAGCUUUUCGUGGCGGUUUUGUCUAUAUGGACCACACCGAUAUUAAAGAAGUUCGUUUUGAGCCUGAAAGGGUCUACAUCACCUUUCAGUGCCGUGGAGACAUUUACGGGCCCCAGUGCCGCUCCUGCUUUGCCACUGCCCGGCCUGAGCUUUUUAAGAGAUGUCCGAGAGAUAAGGGGGCGAUAAUAUGGUACGAUCAUUGUCUUCUCGAGUUUUCUUCGAUCAGUACCUCAGGGAAGAUCAAUUAUGAUGACAAUUUCUGUAUUGAUACCGCGAGGGCAAGGCCGAAUGCGAAAACUCAUACCCGUGAUGAAGUUUUAGAGUUUUUGACUCUCUUCGAUAAUCUGACAAAUAUAGCCGUCACUAAAAGAAAUAAUUUCGUAAAAGAUGUGGACAAACCGGCACUAUAUGCGGCAGGAGAGAAGAGGUUCGGAAAUAAGAAGAUCUAUGCAAUGGUUCAGUGUACAAAGGACUUAACUCCUAAGGCUUGUGUGGAGUGUGUGAGUCAUAAUGUCAUACAAUUUCAAAAUUGCUAUGAAAAUAAACCAGUAGGUUUGAAAAUAGGUGCAAGAGUUUUCGGUAGGAGCUGUAACUUUAGGUUUGAGCGUUACCCUUUUGUUAACGCCAAGACCAGUCCUAACUAUAUGAAGUUCUAAAGCAAGUUAAAAAAAAUUGUUGCUUUAGACUUCUUUUGUGUCAUCUCUAACUUUUAUUUUACAUGAAACUAUUGUAUUAUUUAGAAAAAUCAAACGAUGUAGUUUUA
Arabidopsis arenosa is the source of this 3319-nucleotide messenger RNA. The record is from the annotation of a GenBank genome assembly. Lineage: Eukaryota; Viridiplantae; Streptophyta; Magnoliopsida; Brassicales; Brassicaceae.